UUUUGUAGAAUGUUACAUGAUGUUAGACUGUCUGUGAAAAUUACUGGGUUGUCUAUAUUGUUUUCUUGUACUAAAAGUAAGGCUUUUUCGAUUGCUAUCAGUUCGGCGGUGGUUAUGGAGGUGAAAUUUUUUAAUCUAUAGCUAUAGUAGUGAUGUUGUGGUUUGUUUUUUAUGUAUAUCCCUAUGCCUACUUUAUUUCCGGCAAUGCUUCCAUCAGUGUAGAUGGUGGGUCUGUUAUUUUCGUACUUGUUCAUGUUUUCAAUGGAUAAGUGCCAGACGUCAACAGCUGUCAUCCAAGCAGACCACGCCGCUUGCGUCCGCGCUUUUUGGACUCUUUUCUCUCUCCGAUUGCCAUUUUUAUCGCGUAUAAAACGAAUUUUGUAAACCCGAAGUGUUUUUUUAAUAAACCAGUGAACUCACAACAGUAAAUACAGAACAUUUGGUGUCAGAAGUUCCGGAUUUACGGUCCACAGUCUGUAACGUACAUUACCCUUGUGAGAGAUUCACUGUGAGAAGAAAAACAUACUUUAAAAUGACGACACUAGAUCCAUCGUCUAUGGCUGCGCUAUCCCACAUGAUCGCGGAAGCCCUAAAAACAGCCAUCGGAUCAGCGGCAGGGGAAGCACGCCAAGAUGCAACACCCUCGACGUCACGGGCACCGUCAUUUUCUCAUCCAACUUAUCGCACCACCGAAGGGACCGUCUGCGACUAUUUCGACCGAAUGGAAUGGGCCCUGCAGCUGAACGGUAUCCCUACCGAAAAGUACGCCGAUUACGCGAGAGUCCACAUGGGAGCCGAGUUAAACAACGCGCUAAAGUUCCUGAUUGCACCGAAGCUACCGCAAGAGAUUCUGUACAAGGAUCUCCGGAAAAGGCUCGAAACGCAUUUUGACAAACAGCGCAAUAAGUUUGUCGAAAGCAUCAAGUUCCGGCAAAUUACGCAGCAGCAAGGGGAAAGCAUCGCACAAUUCACACUACGCCUGAAGCAGGGAGCUGCUCAUUGUGAUUACGGAGAGUUCUUGGACCGCAUGCUCAUCGAACAAUUGCUACACGGACUAAUGGAACGUGGUAUUUACGACGAGAUUAUCGCAAAGAAUCCAGUAUCCUUUAAAGAUGCAUGUGAGAUCGCCAGCACGCUGGAAGCAACACACAACACCGCGCAGGAGGUAAACGCAGGGAUGCCGUCCGUCGAAUCAACUAUUGGAAUUAUAGUAAGCCGUAUUUGGGUUAUGAGUAAUUUAAUCAUAGUAACCUAUGAAUUUGUGUAGUUAUAAGUUUUGGUAUGAAAUACAAUUCAUUCUGUUUCUAACCGUA
Molecule: messenger RNA, 1313 nt
Organism: Anopheles arabiensis
Lineage: Eukaryota; Metazoa; Arthropoda; Insecta; Diptera; Culicidae
Exons: 2
Coding region: 533-1267 (244 amino acids)
Source: RefSeq, a predicted model, not a curated record